UUGAGAACUGUGCAGAUUGUCAACUGUGGCGGUACAGCAUGUUCGAGAAAUUGUUGUUUCAACAUGAUAGAAUUGUUAUGGAGGGUGAGGGUGACCUACAUUCGGCACCCAAAAACUGUGCAUGGCGCUACGGUAGAGAGGUGAGAGGCAGAUGACUUCCACAUGGUCCAAUGAUGACCUGUCCGCAGGAGCUAGCGGGAUGACCAAGGCAGAGGAGGACCCAGAUAGUCCGUCCAAUGAUGAUUUGUCAAAUGAUGCUGAGGGAGUGUGGUCACCAGACAUCGAACAGAGCUUCCAGGAAGCACUUGCCAUAUACCCACCUUGUGGCAGACGAAAAAUCAUUCUGUCUGAUGAAGGCAAAAUGUAUGGACGAAAUGAAUUAAUAGCCAGAUAUAUCAAACUUAGAACUGGAAAAACAAGAACCAGAAAACAGGUGUCGUCCCAUAUACAAGUGCUUGCCCGCCGAAAAGCCAAAGAGAUCCAGGCGCAACUCAAGGUACCUCAUACUAUUCCUAUGCAGGAUCAGGCAGCCAAGGACAAAGCCCUACAAAGCAUGGCCUCCAUGUCUUCUGCCCAAAUAGUGUCCGCUAGUGCUAUACACAACAAGGCCUUAGCCCAGGGGCUUGGAAUCGUCCAAAAUAUGGGAGGGGUCAGGCCGUCCUACCCCUCCCCCGGGGGACCACAGUUUUGGCAUCAGAAUUCUCUUGGACCCCAAGCAGAUGUGAAACCCCCUUUUGGUGCAUCUGGUUACAUAGAUGCCAAGCCACCAAACUCCAUGAACAAUGAGAUGGUUGCUCCAGCAUGGCAGGGGCGCUCUAUAGCUGGGCCCAAAGUUCGUCUCGUUGAGUUCUCGGCCUUCCUGGAACAGCAGAGAGAUCCAGACUCAUACAACAAACAUUUAUUUGUCCACAUUGGUUCAAACCCGACAUAUUCUGAUCCCAUGCUGGAGGCUAUUGACAUUCGACAGAUUUAUGACAAAUUUCCAGAGAAAAAGGGUGGGUUGAAAGAAUUGUAUGACAAAGGACCACAGUCAGCAUUCUUCCUCGUGAAAUUCUGGGCGGAUAUCAAUACAAAUGUUCAGGAUGAGGCUGGAGCAUUUUAUGGAGUUACGAGUCAGUAUGAGAGUAGUGACAACAUGACCAUCACAUGUUCAACCAAAGUGUGUUCAUUUGGGAAACAGGUCGUUGAAAAAGUUGAGACAGAAUAUCCACGGUUUGAGAGUGGUCGUUUCGUGUACAGAAUUCACAGGUCUCCCAUGUGUGAAUACAUGAUCAACUUUAUCCACAAACUUAAACACUUACCUGAAAAAUACAUGAUGAACAGUGUUCUGGAAAACUUCACGAUUCUACAGGUGGUUAGCAACAGAGAGACGCAGGAGACGCUUUUAUGUACAGCCUACGUGUUUGAGGUGUCGACCAGUGAGCAUGGAGCGCAGCACCACAUAUACAGACUGGUCAAAGACUGACUGACCACCUCAAGUGAUAUGGACAUUUAGUGAACAUUUCACUUUAACUACAGCAUUUAAGUGCCACAGUCAGAAAUGACUGUUUCAGAGUUGUCUCCUCAUGACUUCUUGUUGAGAAACAUCUGAAAAACAUUGGUUCAGAGUUAUUUCCUAGUUACUUCCUGUAGAAUUGUGAAGGUUGUCUUUCCUUUGAGGAAGAUCAUGUCUUGGUGACCUUUGAGACAUGUUAGGAAGAUAAGGUAGGGUCAUAUCUCUGUUUCCAAGUCCAAAGUCUGGACACUGUCAGAGCUCUCCAAUCACCUUGGGAACAGACAAACAGUAUUUCCAUCACAAAAACCGCAGAAUUAUAUCAAAGAAAUCAUUUUAUAAAAGGUUGUAAAAUGUAAGCUACAAGCUGAUAGGUCUAUUAUGGAAAAAUAAUUACUCAGUCUGUGUGUAGGAAUAUCUGCAAUGAAGUUCCUGCUGAAGAAUGUCUGACCAGCGAUGAGAUUCCUGCAUAAGAAUAUCUAACCAGUGACAAGGUUCUUGCGUAAGGAUAUCUUGACCAGUGAUUAGGUUCCUGUGUAAGGAUGAGGUUCUUGCGGAAGGAUAUCUGACCAAUGACAAGCUUCUUGCCUGAGGAUAUCUUGAUCAGUGAUUAGGUUCCUGUGUAAGGAUAUCUGACCAGUGAUGAGGUUCCUGUGUAAGGAUAUCUGACCAGUGAUGAGGUUCCAGUAUCAGGAAAUCUGACUAGUGACAAGGUCCUUGCGUAAGGAUAUCUGACCACUGAUGAGGUUCCUUCAUAAGGAUAUCUGACCAGUUAUCAGGGACUGUGUAAGAAUAUCUGGCCAGUGAUUAGGUUUCUGUUUGAAGAUAUUUUACCAGUGACAAGGUUCCUACAUAAGGAUAUCUGAUCAACGAUGAUCCAUUACUUUGUUGUGAUGCAAUAAUUAUACACACAUAUAAUGUGUAAUGUCACAAGAAGGCAACAUACUGUUAUUACAUAGGGGCUCAGUUGUUUGAAGCAUUGUUAACUUUACAACAUUUUAUUCCCCAAACAAUUUUUCUCAAGAAAAGAAUUGUUAAAGAUCAUUUUUAGAUAAGAUUGUUUAUUAGGUCAAAGUUAAAGGGUCAAAGGUCACAUAUGGCAACUUCUGCAAAUUUAUUUAACAUUAAUAAUAAUAAAUUAGUACUUGUAUGAAUGAGAACAGGUUAGUCAUGUCUUACAGACAUUUUGUUAUAGACAGUUGCUAAUUCUAUUGUUUAUUUAAAAAAAAAAAAAUAUUACAUCAGUAUGUUAACAAUGAUUUGAACAAUUUGGCUCAAGUGACAUGUAGACCUCCCACCAAUUUUAUAAAAUCAAAUAGAUAUAUUUUUGUUAGCAUUGAUUGUAUAGAUGGCAAAGGAGGCCUAUGUUAUUGUAGUUUAUUUGUUAUCAUGAGAAUUAGUGUAUGAAUAUUGAUGAGAUCAUUUGAAUUCAUGAUUAUUAAUGGUUACUUAUGCAUAUUCAAGUCACAAUGGAAUAUUAUUGUUUGAUUUGUUUACAAAAGAAAAUGUUAUUUUUAACAAACAUGUUGGAUGACGGUGCUUUAAAAGAGGACUAUGUAUUAGGUAUUGUAAGGACUUUUCACCUGUUUAUGAUCUCAGAUUUAUCAUGUGUACAAUUUACCAUAAUAUAUCAGAUUUACCAUACUUAACUAACACUUAAAUAUAUCAUACCUGUCAGGUAAACCCAACCACACAAGGUAAACCAAACCAGAUCAAGUUUAGUCAACCAGAUUACAGCAAAUAUAUGCAACUACACCAGGUACUCCCAACCACACCAGGUACCUCAACUACAUAAAGUGAACCUAGCCACAUCAGGUUUACUCCACCACACCAAUGAUACUCUACCACACUAGGUGUACCUUCAGGUAUACCCUACCUCACAAGGUAUAACUCACCACACCAGGUGUACCCUUCAGGUAUACCCUACCACACAAGGUAUAACUCACCACACCAGGUGUACCCUUCAGGUAUACCCUACCACACAAGGUAUAACUCACCACACCAGGUGUACCCUUCAGGUAUACCCUACCAAACCAGGUAUAACUCACCACACCAGGUGUACCCUUCAGGUAUACCCUACCACACAAGGUAUAACUCACCACACCAGGUGUACCCUUCAGGUAUACCCUACCACACAAGGUAUAACUCACCACACCAGGUGUACCCUUCAGGUAUACCCUACCAAACCAGGUAUAACUCACCACACCAGGUGUACCCUUCAGGUAUACCCUACCACACAAGGUAUAACUCACCACACCAGGUGUACCCAUUGGGUAUACUCAACCACACCGCUCUUCUGGAUUUUCUUUUACAAAAUGUAAACAUUGAUUUUCAUCAUUCUUAAAGAAUUACAUGUACUUUUAAUUAAUAUCUAAUAUAAUUCAUUUUCAAUUAAACAUUUGUUUUAUCAUUGGUAAGAGGAAUACCAGUGUAUUGACAGAAGCUAUAUAUAAACUGAUCAUUGGAGAAGUUCAGAGUCGCAUGUUGAUAGAAGUCCUGGUGUAGCACUGAUUAAGAUUAUGAUGAUAGGUAUGCUGUAACACUGACUAGCCAGUGUAUGAAGUAUCAGAUAGAGUGUUAAUGAUAUUAAUGUAGUGGUUUCAGUGGCGAUUAGCUUUAACCUAGUGGAUUUUUUUCCCCAAGUUUUAGAUAUUUAAAGAUAGCAAAUCAUUUCCUGCAUUGUUACUGAAGAGUGAUAAGAGAACAAAUUUCUGUUUCAUUUCACUAGAUUAACAAAGGGUUGUUUCGUCUUUUCCUAAUGCAGAGUUAUCUGCUCUUGUGAGCAGAUAUUGAUUAUUACAGGAGUUGUGAAAACAACAAGAUUUUCUUGUAUAAACUAAAAAUGAUACAAUCACCACCUGCUCACAAGAGCAGAUAACUCUACAUCAUGAAAAGAUAGAAUAGUUCAUGUAUAGUCUUGUGAAUUCAUGAUUUUACCAUGUGAAAUGCUGUACAUGGGAAACUGCACAUAUAUAUACUUUAUACACAUCAAUCAGGGAAAUACUCCGCAAUGAAACACCCAAAGAUUUGAAUCGGUAUUCAGUCUGGAAAUAUUUUCUCUUAUGCCUCGUUUUUAAAAAUGGAAUUCAUUAUGAGUCCUGAUUAAUUACAUCUAAGAAUGAAUUAGUUCAAAAUGUAUGGGAAAAAAGUAAAACUGAAGUGUUACUCAUUCAGACGAUUGGUGCCUAGGACAACAAAGUUAUAUUGUGGUAAAAUAUUGUUACUGAAUACUUAAAAAGCACUUUAACUUUAUGAAGCUUAUGUUAAUGUUUAAGAUUUUCAACUUGAAUAUCAUUUUUAUGAAAGUGAAAAAAUUAGAAUUUUAAUUCAAGUUCGACUUUGAACUUUUUUCUGACCAUUGUUAAACUCAUUGUAAUUUAACAUUGAUUUAGUUUUAGCUUUUGAUGUCUUUAUCACUUUGUGGUACAAAUUAUGUAUUUCAUAGAAAAAUUAUAUAAAACCAAAGUUGAUUUUAACCAAGUUAUACUUUUGUUUCAGGAAAACCUAUACCAUGAAGGAUGUACAGUGCUUGUACUAAUACAGUAGAUAUAUAUGCACAUCCUUACUUAUUUAGUCCAUUCUUAAUGUUUAUUCUUUAAAAAUAUUACUGCAGGAAGUUUUACUCUUCUUUAUACUCUUGUGUCUUAAAACUUGCAACACAAAUUUAAUAAGAUGUUUUUACUGAAUGUUUGUAAACUUGUAUGUUAUUUAAAACUGCCUUAUAAAUAGUCCGCCCAUCAGAUCACAAAACUAUCACAUUUAUAUUUCAGAAAGAGUUGUUUUCAUUUUCAGCUACAGGAGAUGUUUGUGAUUAUAUAUAUAUCGUAAUGUUGUAACUUGGUGAACUAUUUGAUACGAUCCCAAAACCUUAACCACUCUAAAUUGAACAAAAGUUCACUCUCUUGGAGAUUGAAUCUAUUAAAACCUUACAUAUGGUAGUUUCAAGACUACAAGUGAAGUUGUAUAAAUAUAUAAGGUUGUUUUUAAAUCUAAAUGUCAUAUACUACAUAUCAUCUAUAUCUAAACUAAAGACUUUUACCUCUGACAGUUGUAUAAAUGUACCAUUGAUAAUCUGUUUUCCCUCUAACUUUUUUUUAAUUUUCCUAUGUCAUGCAUUUUCUGUGUCCUUAGAAUUAAUUUAUCUUCAUGUGACAGACAUAUAUGAACUUAGGCAUCUAAGAAUGGAAUAAAGUGUUGUAUUCUAAACCAUUAGCAAUCAUUUCAAAUAAGAUAUGGAAUGUUGUAAAAUGAUAUAGUGUUCUAGUAAUUUAUCACACAACAUUGAAAUGUUUAUAAUUAACACAUGUUGCUGUAUGAUCUUUGUACAUAUUCACCCAAGUUGCUGAUCUACACAUUUGAAUUUUUAUCAGAAAUGUUAAUAUAUAUAUGAUGAAAUGGUCGUCGUUUGGUGCAUUUUAUUCAUUUUUAUCAUCAGUCUUCAUAAAAGACCAUUAAUAAAUCAUUUUAUUUAUGCAGAAUUUGAGAGUUUUAAACUUCUCAAAACAAAUGGUGGAAUCUUUGAACAUCAACAAGCUGACUUUUCAAAAAUACAUCUAGAACAGGUUAUAAUAAAACUUUUAGGAAAAAGAUUAAAGAUUUUUUAAUUAGAAACAUUUUAUAUUGAUCAACUGUCUACUGUGUUGCCAGUAAUUGUGAUCACUUAGUGCCUUGUGUGUACUCACAGCCCUCCAUCCAGAUGGUGUCCAUACACACAACAGCGUCCAGUCAUGGCAGUGAUAGUCACUAUUGCUUAGUUGAUGACAAAUUAUUUUAUUUAAAAGAUAUACAAAUUUAAAUCUAGAUUUACACAUUUGAAUUGUAUCAAAUUUUAUCUGUCUUUUUUCAAUGAGAAAAGUGAAAGUUGCAUGUUUAUAGAGUGUAAAAUACAAAUUUCUAAUUUUUAGGAGAUAAUGAUCCUAUUAAUGAAAUGUUGUUGAUUGAAAUAUUUUACAUGUUUUGAUUACGAGUAUGCAAUAGAUUUCUCUGUGGCCAAAUAUGAAAGUUUAUUAUAAUGUACUGCUAGGUACAAGAAGAAUUAUGAGAAAGUCUUACUAUUGAAAUACUGUUUAGGAGUAACAUUGUUUUAAAUAUUUUGCUGUGAAAAUAAGCAAUAUUAUGUGUUUAGAUCAAUUUUGUACAUUUUUGAUGAAAUGAGUUUGACUUGUAGUAGUCAUUUUUUAUGUUUAUCUUAAUAUUGAUUUUAAAUUUGAUAACCAUUUUAAAAUGUUAUUUGUGUGUUCUGUUUUGUGGUUUCAUUAAUUUCAAAUAUUUUUCAAAGUAUUGAUUUUCAAAAGGAGAAUAAUUUGAUAAUAUUAAUUUCAAACCGUCUGUUCACCAAUGUGAUCAGUUAUUAAAGGGACAUAACUCUUACUGACAUAAUGAGAGACCAGUAUUACUGGUAAUUAUGUAGUGCUACAGUUUAAUGUAUGUGAUACAAAACCUCAAAUUGAUGCAGAUUUUCUUGCCUUACUUUAAAACUUCUGUCUAAUCUUUUUAUACAUGACAAUACAAGCCUACAGCUGUGACUGUCAGUUUUUGAAAUGUUUCUAGGUUUUUUGUUAUGAACAUGAAUUGGUUAUGUAAUUUUGAACAAGAGGUGUUUGACAUUAAGAGAUAUGAACACAUUGUAAAAUCUGUUCAGUUAUUUGCAAGCUGUAUAUUGCAUGUCUUAAAGAGUCUCUGUAAUGCUUGAUAACAAUCUGCAGAAAUAAAGAAAAAAGAAGUAUCGGUGCUGAAUUUGAAUAUGCAAAUUACCUUUUGUAUUUCUGCUGUUAACAGAAUACAUCUUUGUGUUUAAUGAAGGCGUUACUUUAAUGUUCACACGUUAUCAUUGAAGAAUAUUUCGUUACAAAGGACCUCGUCAAUUGAUAUUGCAGCCAAAUCAGAACAUUAAGAUUUUAACCAGUAAAAUUUUAAAGUGUAAUUUUGUUAAGUUUUUGCGCAUUUUUGUCUCUGCAUCAUCUGAUCUUCAAAUAAUAAGAAGUACUUAGUUUACUCUCGAGAACUAUUAAUUUUGUAUACAACGUACAUAGAUUUUCUGGGAGGGAUGGGGGAUACUCUUAUAAUCACUCUUUCAAUGAGAUACAUAAAUAUAACACAAGUUAAUAGGAACAUGUUUUCAAAUAGUUUUUCUUGAAGAAGUUGUCAUUAACACUGAUAAUGAAUAUUGACAAAUGUUUUAAUAUGUUAGGCUAAGGGUAUGACUUGUCACAUUUACAACUAAGAACCAACCUGUCUAGGUAUAAACACUGCUUGUAUCUUACACCUGUUUCCACUGAAAUGUGUGGAGUUGUAUGUUUAUGGUUGGAUAAAGUUUAUUUUUAUUAAUAUUUCAUGUUAGCUAUGAGUUUGUUGUACAUUAAGAGUUGAGAUGGCUUUGAUGGAGUUACCUCCCCAUACUAUUCCCGGUUAUGUGCCCCUGAUGUACCUGGUUACAGCCCCCAUUGUCCCCUUAGUCUCUUGUACAGGUCCAGCCAAUCACCUUAUACUUUUUGAAUGGAGCUUUGUUUUUCUGCUAUACUUUUGUACGAAAAACAACAGAAGAUAAACUAAAGUAUUAAAAAUGAAAUAAUUUUGUGAUA
Molecule: messenger RNA, 8073 nt
Organism: Ylistrum balloti
Lineage: Eukaryota; Metazoa; Mollusca; Bivalvia; Pectinida; Pectinidae
Product: transcriptional enhancer factor TEF-1-like
Exons: 11
Coding region: 152-1465 (437 amino acids)
Biological process (GO): regulation of transcription by RNA polymerase II; embryonic organ development; hippo signaling
Cellular component (GO): transcription regulator complex
Molecular function (GO): DNA-binding transcription factor activity, RNA polymerase II-specific; RNA polymerase II cis-regulatory region sequence-specific DNA binding
Source: RefSeq, a predicted model, not a curated record